UUUGAUAUUUCUUAAAAAAAUUCUCUAAUUUUAACUGUGAAUAUAUAAAAGUAACAUUGCCCCCUUACUUUUCUUUUAGGAAAAGAAAAAAAGAAAAAGAAAAAAACCAUAAAUUUUGAAAAGAAUGGCAGAAUGAAGCUUCUACAUUUCGCAUCACCCACCGACUAGACCUACCUGGGACAAGCAUCAAAACUUCUGGAACAAACAAGUCCUUCCUAUCUAUGCACAUUCCCUUACCAAUUACAGCAAUAUAUAUAUAUAUAUAUAUAUAAAUAUAUAUAUAGAGAGAGAGAGCGCAAACCGGAGCCCAGCAAUUCACAACUUUGAUUUGUAUUUUUGAAUACUCCAUUUACUGUUUCCUUUAUUUUUUUCUCUCUCACAAAUGGAAGAAGGAGGAGCUGUGACUGUAUACAAUAACAGUGCCAUUACAGACGCUAAGAAAAACCCAUAUUCUAUCAAGGUUGGUUUAGCUCAGAUGCUGCGCGGAGGUGCAAUUCUUGAAGUCAUCAAUCCACAACAAGCAAAGCUAGCUGAAGAAGCUGGCGCAUGUUCUGUCAUGGUAACAGAGCUGCCAAUUCGUCAGGGCAUUCAACGAAUGCCUGACCCAUCUCUCAUCAAAGAGAUUAAACGCGCAGUUUCCAUCCCUGUCAUUACUAGAGCUCGCGUGGGCCACUUUGUUGAGGCCCAGAUACUGGAAGCUAUUAAUGUUGAUUAUAUAGAUGAAAGUGAACUGCUUGCUCUAGCAGAUGAGGAUAAUUUCAUUAACAAGCAUAACUUUCGAACGCCAUUCAUUUGUGGAUGUAGAGAUCUCGGUGAAGCCUUGAGGAGAGUGAGGGAAGGGGCGGCGAUGAUUAGGACUCAAGGAGAGUUAAGAGGCUAUGGAAAUGUUGGUGAAACAGUGAGGAAUGUGAGAAAUGUGAUGAAAGAGAUUAGGAUUCUAAAUAACAUGGAUGAAGAUGAGAUGUUUGCUUUUGCUAAAAAGAUAAAUGCACCUUAUGAUCUUGUUGCACAGACUAAGCAAAUGGGAAGGUUGCCCGUUGUGCAGUUUGCUGCUGGAGGUAUUGCGACUCCUGCAGAUGCAGCAUUAAUGAUGCAAUUGGGUUGCGAUGGGAUUUUUGUCGGCAAUGAGGUCUUUCACUGUGCCGAUCCGUAUAAGCGAAUGAGGGCUAUAGUGCAGGCUGUUAGGCAUUAUAAUGAUCCUCAUGUGCUGGUCGAGAGUAGCUGUGGGUUGGAGGAUGCUAUGGCAGACCUUAAUCUCCCUCAGGACAGGAUCGAACAAUUUUGCCGUAGAACUGACUAGGGAGGGGGAACCCCAAAUACAGUUGAGGACUGCAGAGAGUUGGUCUUUCUUCAUAUCAUUGCGUUCAUUGUUCUACUUACAUAUAAUUGGAUCCACUUAGAACCUCAACUGAAGCUUUUGAAGUCAAGAAGUAACACCCAUUUGCUUCCUAACUCCAUUCUUUGCCCAUGGUUUACAUAUUCUUGAUCUCAGUAGAUUAAGAACCGCAAAGUUUUUGACAGUUAUGUACAUAAACCAUCUCUUUAUCUAGUUGGGCUUUGCUGAAAAGCUCCAAGGAGGAGUCAUUGUCAAGGUCACGAAUGUAGAACAGGCAAAAAUAGCAGAGGAAGCUGGAGCUUCUUGUAUUGUUAUUCACCAUGGAACUUCUAGAGGCACUAACCAUGAAAAUGGAAGGUGUCCGUGGAUUCAAGGACAAGCAUUCAGGUGGCAGUACUUAGUUAUGGGAGGACUUAGGUGGAUGAGCUGACAUGGUUGAGACGAUUAAAAAUGUUAGGUCAAUGUGAAAAUGGCAAGAACCUCAACUAUUACCUAUUCGGACGACGAGCUCUGAUUUUAAAUAGAAGUUGGAGGCAUCUUAUGAGCUUGCAGCACAAAGGAAGUGAAUGGGUAAGCUUCUAGUCAUGCUAUUGGGAUGUGAUAGUGUUAGAUCUGAAGUUUCUGCAUCAGAAUUUUAUACAUCAAGUACGAUAUGCAGUUCACAUCCAUGUAAGCGAAUUUCCAAAUUGUUUGGGCUGUUAAACACUAUAAUAAUCCUUCUGUCUUGGCAAAAUGUAGCUAUAGUGGGAGGAAACCAUGGUGGUGGAGGAUAGCUGCUGAAGUUUGGUUCUAAUGCACUCCUCUGGUAUUUUUACUUUGUAUUUCAGUUCAUUUCUUGGCUUGUAAAACGAUUUUAAAUAUAUCCUGGUAAGUAUAAAUUUCUGUUACCUUCUAA
This is a messenger RNA of Ricinus communis (castor bean), 2231 nucleotides long. RefSeq names its product pyridoxal 5'-phosphate synthase-like subunit PDX1.2. Bases 383 to 1300 code for a protein of 305 amino acids. The record is from RefSeq and is a predicted model, not a curated record. Gene Ontology annotation, molecular function: amine-lyase activity. The transcript is spliced from 4 exons. Gene Ontology annotation, biological process: pyridoxine biosynthetic process; pyridoxal 5'-phosphate biosynthetic process; amino acid metabolic process. NCBI's taxonomy places the organism in Eukaryota, Viridiplantae, Streptophyta, Magnoliopsida, Malpighiales, Euphorbiaceae.